AUGCUGCAGGAUGCAAAUGCUCAGAGUUAUGGGCAGUACGUACUGAAUUACAGUCUUGGAGCAUCAUUUAUUCUUUACAGUGCAUUUCUGAACAUGUUAAGUGUUAAUUUUUGUUGGCUGAAGACGCUAGAAAGAUUUAGCAGUAGUAAAUUCCUGAAUGUUGGACUAGAAGCAAAUGUUCUUAGUGUGCCAAAACUGCAGCAGGAUACACCUAAAUCAGGUACUAGCUGCAGUUCUCGGUGUUCAAGUUCCAGGCAGGAUUCUGAGAGUGCAAGGCCAGAAUCAGAAACUGAGGAUGUGUGGGAGGACCUCCUACACUGUGCAGAGUGCCACUCUUCCUGUACUAGUGAGACAGAUGUAGAAAGUCCUCAAAUGAAUCCAUGUGUGAAGAAAGAAUAUAGAGAUGACCCAUUUCAUCAGAGUCACUUGCCUUGGAUCCAUAGUUUGAAUCCAGUUAGAAAAAUAAGUGCAAUUGUAUGGGAGGGGAAUGACUGCAAGAAAGCAGAUAUGUCUGUGCUUGAAAUCAGUGGUAUGAUAAUGAACAGAGUGAACAGCUAUAUACCAGGAAUCGGUUAUCAGAUUUUUGGAAACAUCAUAUCUUUAAUCUUGGGUUUAAUGCCAUUUGUAUUUCGACUUUCCCAAGCUAAAGAUUUGGAACAGCUAGCUGCACAUUCUGCCACUGAACUUUGCAUUACAGCAUUUGGAUCAAAUGGAGACAUUCUGGUUCUCUCAAUGGUUGUUAUAAGUUUUGUGGUCCGUGUGUCUCUAGUGUGGAUUUUCUUUUUCCUACUGUGUGUGGCAGAGAGAACUUACAAACAGAGGCUACUUUUUGCUAAACUUUUUGGUCAUCUAACAUCUGCCAGAAGGGCAAGAAAGUCAGAGGUUCCUCACUUCCGUUUGAAGAAAGUACAGAAUAUAAAAAUGUGGCUUUCUCUCAGGUCCUAUCUAAAGCGUCGAGGUCCUCAGCGCUCAGUUGAUGUAAUAGUUUCAUCUGCCUUCCUCCUGACUAUCUCAGUUGUGUUUAUCUGUUGUGCACAGCUGCUUCACAUGCAUGAGAUCUUCCUUGAUUGUCACUACAAUUGGGAACUAGUAAUUUGGUGCAUUUCACUAACACUUUUUCUAUUGAGAUUUGUUACUCUUGGAUCUGAAACCAGUAAAAAAUACAGCAAUACCUCAAUAUUACUUACUGAACAGGUGAGAAUUUGUGCAGAUAUACGUUUUUCUAUCUAAAUAAACCAUUUGUCA
Molecule: messenger RNA, 1245 nt
Organism: Meleagris gallopavo (turkey)
Lineage: Eukaryota; Metazoa; Chordata; Aves; Galliformes; Phasianidae
Source: RefSeq, a predicted model, not a curated record